AUCACCCUACAGGUUGUUGUACCUCAGGCUUCACCACACAUACACAAGGACAUAGAGGCAGGAUGAAGCUGCUGCUGGUUGUAGCUGCUGUUCUGGCCGUGGCCAGCUGUGCCAGCUUAUCUCUGGAGGACCUGGAGUUCCACGCCUGGAAGCUCAAGUUUGGAAGGUCCUACAGCUCUCCAUCAGAGGAGGCUCAGCGCAAGCAAACCUGGCUCAACAACCGCAAACUGGUGCUGGUGCACAACAUCAUGGCCGAUGAGGGCAUCAAGUCCUACCGCCUCGGCAUGACCUACUUUGCUGACAUGGAAAAUGAGGAGUACAAGCGACUGAUUUCCCAGGGCUGCCUGCGCUACUUCAACGCCUCUCUGCCUCGCCAGGGCUCUACCUUCCUCCGCCUGCCCGAGAGCAACGACCUGCCCACCUCUGUUGACUGGAGAGAGAAGGGCUACGUCACUGAUGUCAAGGAUCAGAAGCAGUGCGGCUCCUGCUGGGCCUUCAGUACAACUGGGUCGCUGGAGGGUCAGCACUUCAGGAAGACUGGGAAGCUGGUGUCUCUGAGCGAGCAGCAGCUGGUCGACUGCUCCACCGACUAUGGCAACUAUGGCUGCGAUGGAGGCCUGAUGGACAACGCCUUCAAGUACAUCCAAGCCAACGGAGGCAUAGACACUGAGGAGUCCUACCCUUAUGAGGCCGAGGAUGGUCAGUGCCGUUUCAAGCCCGACUCCAUUGGUGCCAAAUGCACAGGCUACGUCGAUGUGAAACAAGGCGAUGAAGACGCCCUGAGGGAGGCUGUGGCCACCAUUGGACCUGUGUCUGUGGGCAUCGAUGCUUCUCAUGUCUCCUUCCAGCUCUAUCAGUCAGGAAUGUAUGAUGAGCCAGACUGCAGCAGCACAGACUUGGACCACGGCGUACUGGCUGUGGGCUACGGGAGUGACAACGGAAACGACUACUGGCUGGUAAAGAACAGCUGGGGUCUACAAUGGGGAGACAAAGGAUACAUCAUGAUGAGUAGGAACAAACACAACCAGUGUGGCAUCGCGACUGCGGCCAGCUACCCGCUGGUCUGAGCAGGGUCCAGGGCUCAGCUCAGCGAGGAGGAGAACGAUGACAUAAUUUCACUUUGAUUUCAUAGACUUCAAGAAACUGAGUUAUAGAACAACAUGUCUGUUUGUUGUGUUUGUCUUUUUUAUGAAGAUUGUAAAUAAAUGUAAAGAAAAUGUUGACUGAUACUUGAAAAAUAAUUGAUUUUGUUGUGAUUUUGUUGAUCUUCAUUGUCCACCUUCAUAUUACUGCAGAUAUCACCAGUGCAUUGUUAUUCGGCUGUAAAGACUGCAGUGUCCAUCUGUUGGUCCGUCCAUGCACCAAUAUUGUCCAGACUGAAAUAUCUCAGUAACUAUUAGAUGGAUUGCUGUGACAUUUUGUACAGACAUUCAAGUCAAAUGUCAACUUAAACUUUCUGUGACAGGGUUGAUAUUGAUUUUUAAGUGCAUGUCUGCUCAUUUAUUGAUGUUUGCCCCCUUAAAAUACCUCUAAAACCUCGGUAAUCACACAAAAUCUAGCUCAAUCAACUGGUCAGACUUUAAGAUUGUCCAGCAUUUCUGUUUCUGUUUCACUGUCAACAACACAACUCUGGAGUUUCACAGCAAUAUAGCAUUGCAGCGUUCUCCUAAACAGUAGAUGGGGUUUUAAAACAUAAAAAACAACUGAAAAAAAAAACCUCAUCUGGUGUAAUCCAAGUUUGUGGAAGCCUCGCGAUCCUGAUCUGAUUUGAAAAGUGCAGUCGAGCUAAUGCACCCACUUUAAACAAGGUGUGGGCUAACGCUUUUAGUUUUUAGCUGAAGAUAUCUGCUUAAAAAAACACCUUUUCAAAUCAGUUUGGGAGAUUUGUUUUACACCUUAUACAAGAAUGCUAUACUGCUGCAAAGAUCCAGAAACGCUUUGUGGACUGCAAGGCUUCACUUGACUAUCCACCGGCAUGGGCGGUGAGUGAAUGACUGAAUUUUCAUUUUUGGUUGAACAUGUCCUUUAAAUUGUAUUUUUUUGUGUGUGUGUGUGUGUGUGUGUGUGUGUGUGUGUGUGUGUGUGUGUGUG
Molecule: messenger RNA, 2091 nt
Organism: Acanthopagrus latus (yellowfin seabream)
Lineage: Eukaryota; Metazoa; Chordata; Actinopteri; Spariformes; Sparidae
Gene: ctsl.1
Product: cathepsin L.1
Exons: 9
Coding region: 63-1067 (334 amino acids)
Biological process (GO): immune response
Cellular component (GO): lysosome
Molecular function (GO): cysteine-type endopeptidase activity
Source: RefSeq, a predicted model, not a curated record